Messenger RNA from Drosophila ananassae, 1795 nucleotides. RefSeq lists its product as uncharacterized. The transcript is spliced from 2 exons. NCBI's taxonomy places the organism in Eukaryota, Metazoa, Arthropoda, Insecta, Diptera, Drosophilidae. Bases 1 to 1776 code for a protein of 591 amino acids. The record is from RefSeq and is a predicted model, not a curated record.
AUGGAGCGGGCUUAUCUAGUAGUCACUUUGGUUCUUCUUGGUACUGGAAGGAUUUACUCCUCCUAUCGUCAGUUGCUGGACGAUUUAAAAAGUGAACUUAAUUUUGAGUAUGUUGUGUUGCUGGGAAAAAGCGACCCCAUUUGGCAGAAGCUUCUUUGGCAGAUGUCAGUUCCACUUAUACAAAUGGAUGAAGAACCAGAAACUGAAUUUGUACUCGGAGGGCACCAUUCCUACAAUUUUCUUACCAUAGCUUUUCUGGACGAAUCUGUGGAUGACAGUCUGAAGUUUCUUUAUUUGACAUUGAACCUGCUAAACACUCGUCCUGUGCUUUUGGUUAUAAAAUACUCGAAUAUUAGAAUUUAUUCAAUUCUGGAGUGGUGCUGGCAGCAUCAACUUUUAAAUGUCUUAGCCAUUGAACCGCACUUCGAGGACUCUCUGAUUGUGUACGGCUAUAUACCCUUUCCGAUAUUUCAAUUUAUAGAGCGGCGCUUGGAAAACAACUCCAUUAUUUUUGAGCAACGCCUGGGGAAUCUCAAUGGCUAUAAGUUUUCAGUUGUUGUGGGAGGAUCCUCGCCCAGGUUGAUUGUUUAUCGUGGAAUGAACGGAGAGUUAAAAUACUCUGGAGUGGUUGGUAAUCUUAUGAAAUGCUUUGAGCAGCGAUAUAAUUGUGAGCUGGUGCAACCAUAUCCUUUCGACGAGUUGGCCAUUCCCCCUGCCCAGGAGCUGCUCGGAUUUGUGCGAAAUGGAAGCGCACAGUUCGCAUUCGCAGCGAUAUAUCCAAAGCUUCCGUUCAGCGGCUAUAGCUAUCCCAUAGAACUAAUGAGUUGGUGCUUGAUGAUGCCAGUGCCAGCGGAGGUACCUCACAGUCACCUGUACACAAUGGUCUUUCAUCCGUCUGCAUUUUGGCUAAUUAUUGGUGGCUUACUAUUGAUUUCUGUGACUUUAUCACUUGCCCUGCGACUUCACGGAUAUCGGGUUAAUUUCAGCGAAUUUUUCAUACACACUAGUUGUUUCAGGGGAAUACUUUCUCAGCCGUUCUACGAGGUACUUCGGGCACCAACUUUGGUUAGAGCUAUCUACCUACUUAUUUGCAUACUUGGCAUCCUGAUCACCGCCUGGUACAACUCGUACUUCUCUACCUUUGUAACCAGUCCUCCAUUACUCCCUCCAAUUACGAGUUACGAGAGCAUCAAAAGCUCCAACGUGAAGGUCGUAGUUUGGACUCCGGAAUACGAAGUACUAAUCCGAAUGUCUGAAAACCUGGAAAAGUACUCGUCCAUCUUUCAAUUUAAAGCGAAUUACAAGGAGUUCCUGCUGCUACGCGACUCUUUUGAUACACGAUACGGAUACAUGAUGCCGCUGGAGAAGUGGUCUCUGAUCAAGGAGCAACAGAAGGUAUUCAGUUCCCCAUUGUUCACUCUGCAAGAGGACUUGUGCUUCUACCACACAAUUCCCAUUGUGUUUCCUAUUGCGGAUAACUCGGUAUUCCGGGAGCCAUUGGAGCAGCUGAUUCUGGAUGUUACGGCCAUGGGUCUCCUGGAUCGUUGGCACGAUAUGGCCUUCACGGACCUGAUCAAGGCCGGUCAGUUGAGCCUGGUAGAUCGCGGAAAGCCAAAAGAGUUUCGAGCCAUGCAGCUACAGGACUUGGACCAAAUUUUGAUAGCUGGUGGAUUCUUAUUGGGCUUGGCCACUUUAGUAUUUGUGUUGGAAGUGGUUUGGUUUUGGCGCAAGAAAAUAUCAAGCUUUGUACUAUUAUCUUUUAAUGUAAGAGCCUAAAUAAAACAUCCAUUCACCG